CACAAAAAGUUGGUACAAGCAAAUAUUGACACAAAUUUGAAAGGUGUGGUAGAAAAUGGGAGGUGUGAAGCUGUUUGCAACAAAAGAAAGCCUUUUCAGUUCUAGGAUUCAGUGGGCAUUGAAGCUCAAGGGUGUGGAGUAUGAGUUCAUAUUAGAAGAUUUGGCAAACAAGAGUCCUCUUCUCCUCAAGUACAACCCCAUCUACAAGAAGGUGCCGGUGCUUGUGCACGGUGACAACGUCGUUGUCGAGUCACUUGUGAUCCUCGAGUACAUCGAGGAGACAUGGAAGGAGCACCCGUUGCUGCCUCGGGACUCAUAUGACCGAGCCACAGCUCGAUUUUGGGCCAAGUUCAACGAUGAAAAGCUUGUGCCUCCAGUGUGGACAGCUUGCACGGGAGAAGGCGAAGCGCAGGAGAAGGCGAAAGAGUCUGCGUUAGAAUCACUAGCACUUCUUGAGAAGCAGAUCGAAGGGAAGAAGUUUUUCGGCGGAGAACAAAUAGGGUAUCUAGAUUUAGUAUUGGGGUGGAUAUCUUACUGGAUAAGUGGUGUGGAAGAAGCUGGAGGCAACAAGGUACUUGAAGCAGAGAUGUUUCCAUCUCUCCACCAAUGGGGUCAGAACUUCAUCCACAAUCCACUCAUUGAAGAAUGCAUUCCGGCUAGAGAGGCGUUUGUCGCCUACGUCCAAUAUGCCAUCAAUUACAUUCGUUCCAUAUCCGCCAACAAACCACAAUGACGUGCUCAAUCUCUUCACCUCCGGAUCUGAUUACUGUUAUGAGUCUUCCUCUUGUCUAUGUAUUCUGCUACAAUAAAUGAAACAACGAAGAGAGAAGCAUUUCAGUUAA
Malus domestica (apple) is the source of this 842-nucleotide messenger RNA. RefSeq names its product glutathione S-transferase U8-like. Gene Ontology annotation, molecular function: glutathione transferase activity. NCBI's taxonomy places the organism in Eukaryota, Viridiplantae, Streptophyta, Magnoliopsida, Rosales, Rosaceae. The record is from RefSeq and is a predicted model, not a curated record. Gene Ontology annotation, cellular component: cytoplasm. Gene Ontology annotation, biological process: glutathione metabolic process.